Molecule: messenger RNA, 354 nt
Organism: Aureobasidium uvarum
Lineage: Eukaryota; Fungi; Ascomycota; Dothideomycetes; Dothideales; Saccotheciaceae
Source: the annotation of a GenBank genome assembly
AUGGCGCCUCGCGACCAGAGUCCUCGCGCAAGCGACCAUCGCCGCCCAUACUCAGACCGUCGCGACCACAACCCAAGAGACACACGCGACCAACGACCACGCCGCGAUCGCAGCAAGUCUCGCGACCGUGCCCUCACUCUGCUCGAGGCGGCGGACGCGGCGGCAACGCAAACCACAGAACCUCCGACCGCGACCACCGACAAGCUCGCUCGCGCUCUCCCAACCGCUCUUCGCAUCCUAGUCACAACAACUCUGCACGCCAGCGCUCUCCUCCCCGUGCACCGCGCGGCGCACCUAACGCUCGCGAUCACCGCAAAUCCAAUGUCAAGGCCGAGGAAGCUCCUGCGCGGAUAG